Molecule: messenger RNA, 1816 nt
Organism: Plectropomus leopardus (leopard coralgrouper)
Lineage: Eukaryota; Metazoa; Chordata; Actinopteri; Perciformes; Serranidae
Source: RefSeq, a predicted model, not a curated record
UUGCAUCUGUGCAACUCUAGGCCAUCGUCACACAUGGACGGACUGCACAUUUUUCUGCUCAUGCUCUUAGGAGCUGUUUCUUGCACACAUGAUUCAGAUUCUGGAUCAGUGUUGGAGGUGACGGUCAGACCAGGAGACAACGUGGCUCUCUACUGUGACUGCCAAUUAGUAGUUGGAUUUCAAAUAGUGUGGUACAGGAAGUGCUCUCAUGAGAACCAGCCACCUCUGGCUCUUAAAAUAAUGAAGAACUCAUUCAUGACCAUCAUGGAUGGCGAUGACCCGCUAAGAAUUUUACCUCGUUUUCAUUUUGUGAGAAACUAUUCUUCUGAAUCCUAUGACCUGACGAUUAUGAACAUCACCCAUUCGGAUGAGGGCCUCUACUACUGUGGACUUGGGCGGAACAUGUUGGAUGAUAGCGAAUACAUUGCAUACAAAUCUGUUAACAGAGAUGGAAAAAGCACAACAAGGAUCCUCGUCAAUUCCAGCCCUGACUCCAGUGGGUACAUCUACAACCCUGUGUUUGUUGAGCACUGGAUGACGGUGUUUGCACCAGCCUUCACUAUUCUCUCCUCUUUCGUCUCCUUUAUUUUGGUUUAUUGCUUCUGUCAGAAAACAGAUAAAGAGCCUCAAAUUCUCCAGAAAGGACUAGACACCAGGGGACUGACAAGAUGGGAUCAGGAUGAAGAUGUGUAUUUGACACGAGUUGUGUUCUGGGCUACGGAUGGACAAACAUAAACAGUACAAGCACAACUGUUUUUAUGCAAGCAGAGACUGAGACAGAGAAUAGAAUGAAAUGAGUUUAAAUCCAAAAGGUUCAAAUUAAGGGUCCACAGUUUGAGAUGUCAUUUCUGCUUGUUUUUGCAGCCCUGUCGCCAGGAGAAAAUGUUAGCACUGUAUGUUUUUGUAAACCCUGGAUAUGUUACAUUUGUACAUGUUUACAGUGUACAGUGUAUGUUUACAUACACUGCAUUAAAAAGAUGGACAACAUGAUACCCCCUGAGAAGUGAAGCCAAAACAUUUCGAUCAUCCCCGGUGACUGGCCGCAUCAUAGGUCAUAAAGCUCCGCCCCCUCCAUGUUAGCAGAUUGGACAUGGGCCAAAUUAAAAACUCAAAGUACACAUCAAAAAAAUAUUUCCUAAAGAUGGUCUCUUUCAUCUGAGGUAGCUCCUAAAACCCUGAUGUACGUUCAGCGGCGUAAGUUAGUAACGUCAGGUUAUUUUGAUGAAGUACACAUGCACACACAAUUAUGUGUAUAUAUACAGUACCAGCCAUGUGUUGGAUUUUACAGUAGGUAUGUUUUACCUCGGCUAUUGUAUUUGCAGAAUACAGAGGUCAAAGAGAAAGUGACCAGAAGCAUGGAUGGUGCUGUGACAGUCAAAGUUCACAAUCGUGAGAACAAGCACCUGAGAGCAGAGCAGCUGAAUAUUUCACUGUGAAUAUUUCACUCCACUGCUGAGAUGACUGUGGACUUUUUCUGGCAUUUUUAAUACAACAACAUCACGACAACUGCACUUCACGACAUAAAGACAUGAGAUUUUAGAAAAUAAGAGAGAUGAAAGCUACAAUACUUAUGACCAAACAAAACAAUGCCCCGAAAAAAACAGCAGCACGCCCACUGUUUACCCACAAAAGUACACACACACACAAUGAAACAGGUGCUCAGCGGCAACCUGACUCCCAAAAUGUAACAACCUUUAAAACAGGGCACGGCGGCCCGACAGAUACCCCAAAUCCGCUUGAAAAGACAUUGAAUGGUUCUGUCUCUGACUGGUUAGGCCUGCAACCGUAAACAUGUAAAUGGUCAUCUGCUAUGUUA